AUGAGUGAUGUAAACAAGAAGCAUGGAACAGUUAAGCAACGUCAAACGACGUUAAACUCUUUCACAAAACGUAAAUCAGAAGUCAUUGAAGAGUCGGGGAAUUGUAGCUCAACUACUUCACUUGACCAGAUGGUUCCUUCUGAAAGCAAUUCUCACUCAACUCAAUCGAAAUCACACGGAAAAGUGAAAUUCAAUUUUGAUUUCACUAGUGAUCCCUUGCUGCAAGCAAUGCAACGAAAGGUGACAAACAAUGAGAAGAGAUCUGAUGAAUCUGAGGAAGAUUUUUCUGUUGGAAGGAAAAGGGACAAGGGUAUACAAAGCAACUCUCCUUCACAGAAAACUUCUUUGAAGAAAAAGAAAUUGAAUAAUCAUGAUCAACCGCAUCAUCCAGCCUCCUUUUCUGACUUCAAGACCGCGAGUGGUCGUCCAGUUGAUAAAGAAGUUCGAAAUGUCACCAGUUCUGAGGUCAAUACGAGUAGCCAGAAAGGUCGUGAUCGCGAGCAACGAUAUCUUGGGAGCAGGAUUAUGACUGUGACUUCACAGGAGUUCUUCGUGCAACAUCGGAAAUUGUUUACAGCGGACGCCAUUGUUUUUCUAAUCAUGCCAACCUUUCUUUUGGUAUUCUACGUCGUCGUUUUGCGAUGCUUCAUUAGUGACAGAAUGUGGAUGAAACUCACUGCUUAUCGACUCAUGGUGCAAAUUGGAAUACUCGACUGCAUUGAACUUAUCGCUCACUUCUUUUCUGGUAUCAUUGAAUUUCAGUACGUGCAAAACAAUGGAUUCAUGAGCGACAAUUACAAAAUUAUUUCAAAGGUGAUAGGAGGGUUACUGAAUGGAGCAUGGUAUCUGUUGGCAAUUGUGAAGCUUAUACUAGCCUUUGAUCGUUUCGUAUCAAUGGCUAAGCCACAUUGGAACGAAAUAGUUUUAUCGUGGAAUAAAGUCACGGUUGAGCGUACUUUCUGUUGGUCGAGCAUCGAAGGGCGACUCACAAAACAGGUCUAUUUUUUCGUCACAAAAUCUGCAAUUCCACAAGUAAAAACUCCAACGAUGUGUGCCCAUAUCGAAAAUUUAUCAUCCGUGCCCUAUGGAAGAAGUCUUGGAGGAUUCGAAUUGGCAGGAAUGAACUGA
Molecule: messenger RNA, 1128 nt
Organism: Anisakis simplex (herring worm)
Lineage: Eukaryota; Metazoa; Nematoda; Chromadorea; Rhabditida; Anisakidae
Source: the annotation of a GenBank genome assembly